AUGUCUGGCGGCGUUGGUAAUGGUGCUGGUGUGGCAGUGCCGGCAUCUGAUGGAGAUCAAGAUCCACUCGGCGCGAGUGGUGGGGAUGAACCGAGUGAAGGUCGCAUGAAUGCAGCAGACAUGGCUGCCUUUCGACGCUUCCAGAGGUUUUUGAGGACAGAAGAGGCGACGGGUUCGCCACCAGUACGUCGUCGACGCCGUCGUGACGAUGAUGAGGACGAAGAGGAGGAAGGGCGUGGCUCUUCAGGACCACCGCCCACGUGGGAUGGGCUUUCGAGCUUUGAGGACUUUCACAUCAAGGCGAAGUUCUGGUUGGCGACGACUAAGGUCAAGCCUAAGGCCCGGGGACCCUUGAUUUUGAAGUCGCUCACAAGUGCACCUUUUGAGCACUACAAGCACCUCGCCAAGGAUGCGGCAUGGUUGGCAGAUUCCAGAAAUGCAGAACUUCUUCUAGAAGAUAUGAAUCGUCCAGAAAACUAUGGUGAUGACAGGCAAGAACACCUUCUUACCUCACUCUCUCGAGUGACCUACCAUUUGCGUAGGGGAAAAACCGAGACAUGGCGCGAAUUUUUCGCGCGAUGGGACACCGCAUUGCGGAAGAUUGCCGAGCACAAGGUGGUCUUGCCCGAGGAGUACCAGGGAUUUCUCUUGAUCAAUGGCUUGCAGCUGUCAGAGACAGAAACACGGGCCAUGUUGAACUUCACUCAUGGAUGUAUUCGACCUACAUCAGUGAAGGAAUGGUUGCGGAAGAAUGAGACAAAACUAUCGGCAGCUGAACUUGGUGCCGAUCGGAAGAAACCCAAUGGAGUGAUGCUCACCGAGACGCUGGAUGAUGGAGAUGAUCUGGAAGAGAACGAGAUUGACGAGGAGAUUAACGAGUUGGAGGCCUAUUUGGUGGACUACCAGCAGAACCAGGAGAUUGAUCCCGAGGAGAUUCUCGACGAGAACGAAGCGGCGGAAGUCCUGGCGACAGUCCUCCACCAGAAGCGCUCCUACAAGCAGGCUCUGAAACUUCGGAGGGAGAAGGAACUCAGCCGAGGUUAUGGAAAGGGCUCCAAUGUACCUUUCUCAGGAGGAAAGGGUCGAGGGAAGCACAGUGGCUCCAAUCGAUACAAUGUCUCCAUCGAGGAGAUACGGAAACGAACCAGAUGUUGGAACUGCAAUCAAGUUGGACAUCGAGCUGCUGAAUGUGGUCAGCCUGCAAAGCGUGAGAGCAAUGACGGGAACAAGGUGAAUGCAGCCCAUCACUUGGAAAAGUUGACGGACACGAACGAAGCCUUCUUCGUCGGUAGCCUGAACCUUGAGCCAGACUUGACACCACCUGUAAAUAGCCAGGUAGAUUUUGCAGCUGAGCCCAAUAGCUGGCUUCAGGACAUUGCACAGUCCGAGAUUUGUGAGGAUUACAAGGUACGAUUUUACGACCUGCAGUUUUUGAAAGCAAAGCAAGUGAAGCCCAAGCUAGAACCACCUCGAGCUCUUCUCCGGUUUCUGAACCUUGCCAUGGAACCGGGACUCAAACGCGCCCGUGGUCAACCUCCUUCAACGCAGCCCAACUCGUGGGCUCGUAUGGUGCAGAAGCUGAUGGCCCUGGUGAUUCCCAUGAACUACUAUCUCGAGAACAUGAUGCAGGCGUCCAACAACAACCGGCGCCUCGCCAAGAAGAUGGUCAACAGCUUGAACAUGGAGGACUUGAUCUUCACGCGCGAGUUGGUGAAUGCCCAGAUCCACAAGAUGCAGUUGGAGUACGACGAAGAGGACAGCGGAAGCUUUUCUCUGGUUCCCUCGACACCGGGGAAACGCCCAGAAAGUCCACCACCGAGCCGCGGCUAUCGCCAGAGAUCCAGUGCGUCUUCGGCAGCACCUACGGAAGUCAGCGUGGCAACACAGAAGAGAGGCGAAGCCAAGGUGGGGGACGUCCAUGGCCUGGAGGUGAUCUACGGAGACAACCCGUCAUGCCAUUGUGGUCUGAUGGGACGACUUCACCUGGCACAGACGGAGGGCCCGAACUUCGACCGGACCUUCUUCCGGUGCCCACGACCAAUUGGGAACCAAUGCCGAUUCUUCAUGUGGACGACACAACAGCCGUUCCACGAUGUGACCAGCUGGAAGUACCAGGAUCAAGGCCAAGGCAGGACACCUCCUGCAGAAGCUCUUCAGCUGAUGGUUCAGGAGAAGUGCACCCAUCCCAAAAAGACACGUCAAGGAACGAAUGGCCUGGAGGAACGCGAGACCUGCAAGAUCUGCCGCAAGAUUCUCAAGCAGGAGCCGAAGCACGGAAUCGGGUCCAAGGCCAAGAACAACCAAUCUGGGACUUCGUCAACGGCAUCAGCAGAGGAGAUGCUCGAGUUCCAGAAGUUUCUGACGUGGCGCAGGGGAGGCGAGAAGUGA
Messenger RNA from Cladocopium goreaui, 2388 nucleotides. NCBI's taxonomy places the organism in Eukaryota, Dinophyceae, Suessiales, Symbiodiniaceae. The record is from the annotation of a GenBank genome assembly.